AUGCCUCCCUUCGCUCCGGCCGUGCGUGCCGAGAACACCUUCGCCGCACAGUCGGGCAAGCCUGUGCUCGGCAAGUUCACUCCCGCCAACAAUGGUGGACAGCCUCGGAGGCUCGCCGUCAUGACCUCCGGUGGUGACUCGGCGGGCAUGAACGCCGCCGUCCGCUCCGUCGUCAAGAUGGCCAUCGUCCGCGGCUGCGAAGCAUUCGUCAUCAGAGAAGGCUGGGAGGGCCUCGUGCGCGGCAACCACACGCCCGAACACACCCCUUCCGCCACACCCUCCAUCAGCAGGAAAUCCUCCACCACCUUCGUCGACACUUCCGACCCUAAGGGCAAGGCGACUCCUCCGGCCGAGCACGACGAGCAGACCGGCUUUGUCCCCACGUACGGAGAGGGCGAGCUGCUCAGGGAAGGCGUCGGCGAGGCGCAGGAGCUCGGCCUCCGCGGGCGCUACAUCAUCCGCGUCGGCUGGGACGACGUGCGAGGCUGGAUGGACCAGGGCGGCACGCUCAUCGGCACCGCCCGUUCCAAGACCUUCCGAACGCCCGAAGGCCGAGAGCAGGCCGCGUACAACCUCAUCAUCAACGGCAUCGACGCUCUCGCCGUGUGCGGAGGUGACGGUAGUCUCACAGGUGCCGACAAACUGCGUGCAGAGUGGCCCGACCUCGUCGCCUCGCUCAAGGCCAAGGGCAGGAUCACCGAGGAGCAAGCUUCCAAGUUUGCCCAUCUCAACAUCGUCGGCCUCGUCGGCUCCAUCGACAACGACAUGGCCACCACCGACAUCACCAUCGGCGCCUCGACAGCUCUGCAGCGCAUCUGCGAGGCCGUCGAUUCCAUCUCCUCCACCGCCGCCUCGCAUUCCCGAGCCUUUGUCGUCGAAGUCAUGGGCCGUCACUGCGGCUGGCUCGCUCUCAUGGCCGGUAUCGCCACCGGCGCAGACUACGUCUUCAUCCCAGAGCGACCUCCCCAGGGCCAGGAGUGGCACUCCGAGAUGUGCGAGGUUCUCCAGAAGCACCGCGACCUCGGUAAGCGAAAGUCGAUCGUCAUCGUCGCUGAGGGCGCUAUCGAUCGCGAACUCAACGACAUCACGCCCGACAUGAUCAAGGACGUCCUCUCCAAUGACCUCGGCCUCGACACUCGCGUCACCACGCUCGGACACACCCAGCGUGGUGGCAAGCCCGACGCCAACGACCGCAUCCUCGCCACGCUCCAAGGUAUCGAGGCCGUGGACGCCGUGCUGGAGGCGACGCCCGAAACUCCCUCGUACGUGAUCGGUAUCAGCGAGAACAAGAUCACCCGCAUCCCGCUCAUGUUCGCCGUCGAGCAGACUCAGAAGGUGGCCAAGCUCAUUGAGUCCAAGGACUUUGAUGGCGCCCUCGACCUGCGCGAUCCCGAGUUCGCAGAGGGUCUGCGCGCCUUCAAGUACAUCAGCCAAAUCACCGACGACGAGAUGCUGCCCGAGAAGAAGCGCCUCCGCAUGGGCAUCAUCCACGUCGGCGCUCCUGCAGGCGGCAUGAACGCCGCGACUCGCACCGCAGUGCGCUACUGCCUUGCCAAGGGCCACGAUGCCGUGGUCAUCUACAACGGUUUCCCCGGCCUGCUCGAGGACAACGUCUCGGUGCUCAACUGGCUGCGUGUCGACAACUGGGCCACAAGAGGCGGCUCCGAGCUCGGCGUCAACCGUCACCUGCCAGACAUCGACAUCGGCGCAGUGGCUGCCAAGCUGCAAGAGCACAAGAUCGAAGGCCUGCUCAUCGUCGGCGGCUUCGAGGCUUUCAGCUCGGUCAAGAUUCUCAACGACAACCGCGAUCGCUACCCAGCCUUCCGCAUUCCCAUCGUGGGCCUGCCCGCUACUAUCUCGAACAAUGUGCCGAUGAACGAGUUCUCGCUCGGCUCCGACACCUCGCUCAACGCCCUGGUCGAUGCAUGCGACGCCGUCAAGCAGUCGGCUUCGGCUUCGCGCAAUCGUGUGUUUGUGGUCGAGACACAAGGUGGCAAGUGCGGCUACAUUGCUGUCAUGGGUGCGCUUGCCGCCGGUGCUGUGCUCGUCUACACGCCCGAGGUGGGCAUCGGUCUGCACCAGCUCGGCAAGGAUGUGGCUUUCCUCAAGAAGCGUUUCCUUCUCGACGUCAAGGGCAAGUCCGAGGGCAGGCUGGUCAUCCGAAACGAAAAAUCGUCCGACGUGUUCACCACCGAGGUCAUCACCAAGAUUCUCAAGGAGGAGGGCAACAGCCUCUUUGACGCGCGAUCCGCGAGUCUCGGUCACACGCUGCAGGGCGGUGUGCCUUCGCCGUUGGACCGUGUGCGUGCGACGCGUCUGGCGCUCAAGUGCUGCGAGUUCCUCGAGGCCGAGGCGCUCAAGCAGCGCAGCUCGUCGUCCACAUCGUCCAAGAUCGGCGCGGGCGCGUCGGAAAAGUCGUACUCGGACCAGACAGCCGUGAUGAUCACCAUCCAGGGAUCCACCAUCUGCUUCACCUCCGCUACCGAGAUGGCAAGGAAUGCGGACAUGAAGAACCGACGCGGCAAGACCGCGUGGUGGCACGAGUUCAAGGCGCUCGUCGAGCUGCUAGGUGGCCGCACUUCCCUGGCAGAGCUGUAG
This is a messenger RNA of Moesziomyces antarcticus, 2598 nucleotides long. RefSeq names its product 6-phosphofructokinase. NCBI's taxonomy places the organism in Eukaryota, Fungi, Basidiomycota, Ustilaginomycetes, Ustilaginales, Ustilaginaceae. Gene Ontology annotation, cellular component: cytoplasm; 6-phosphofructokinase complex; mitochondrion. The record is from RefSeq and is a predicted model, not a curated record. Bases 1 to 2598 code for a protein of 865 amino acids. The transcript has a single exon. Gene Ontology annotation, biological process: fructose 1,6-bisphosphate metabolic process; fructose 6-phosphate metabolic process; canonical glycolysis. Gene Ontology annotation, molecular function: fructose-6-phosphate binding; identical protein binding; ATP binding.